Messenger RNA from Diatraea saccharalis (sugarcane borer), 1956 nucleotides. The record is from the annotation of a GenBank genome assembly. Lineage: Eukaryota; Metazoa; Arthropoda; Insecta; Lepidoptera; Crambidae.
GUUGUGAUCCCGUCAUGGCGCGCUACGCCCGUGUCGCUACUCUGGCCGCGUGCCUCUUGUUCGCCUGCGCCGUGGAAGGGCACAGGUGGAAACGACAAGCGGAAGAUCCUAAGAAAGACGAAAACCUAGAACAAGAACUAUGCAAGAGUAAGGACGCCGGAGAGUGGUUCCGGCUGGUGGCAGGCGAGGGCGACAACUGUCGCGACGUCAUCCAGUGCACCGCCUCGGGUAUUCAAGCCAUACGUUGCCCGGCCGGUUUGUACUUUGACAUUGAGAAACAAACUUGCGACUGGAAAGACGCAGUCAAGAACUGCAAACUGAAGAACAAAGAACGCAAAGUCAAACCUCUGUUGUAUACCACGGAGCCAAUCUGCCAAGACGGUUACCUAGCCUGUGGUGACACUACUUGUAUAGAACGAGGUCUUUUCUGCAACGGCGAGAAGGACUGUACCGACGGUUCCGAUGAAAAUUCUUGUGAUAUCGACAACGACCCCAACAGAGCGCCACCAUGUGACCAAAGCCAAUGCGUGUUGCCCGACUGCUUCUGCUCAGAGGACGGCACUGUCAUUCCUGGUGACUUGCUUGCCAGAGAUGUACCACAGAUGAUUACAAUUACUUUUGAUGAUGCCAUCAACAACAACAACAUCGAAUUGUACAAAGAAAUAUUCAACGGAAAGCGCAAGAAUCCUAAUGGAUGCGAUAUCAAGGCUACAUUCUUUAUUUCACACAAAUACACAAACUACUCCGCUGUACAAGAGACCCAUCGUAAAGGACACGAAAUCGCUGUACAUUCAAUCACGCACAACGAUGAUGAGCAAUUCUGGAGUAACGCUACCGUCGAUGAUUGGGGUAAAGAAAUGGCAGGCAUGAGAGUUAUUGUUGAAAAAUUCUCAAACGUUACUGACAACAGCGUAGUGGGAGUCCGCGCACCCUACCUCAGAGUCGGUGGCAACAACCAAUUUACAAUGAUGGAAGAACAAGCUUUCUUGUACGACAGUACUAUCACCGCGCCCCUGUCUAACCCUCCGCUCUGGCCUUACACCAUGUACUUCAGAAUGCCCCACCGAUGCCACGGUAAUUUACAGAGCUGUCCGACUAGGAGUCACGCUGUUUGGGAAAUGGUAAUGAAUGAGCUCGACCGGCGCGAGGACCCCACUAACGACGAAUACCUACCCGGUUGCGCCAUGGUUGACUCUUGCUCGAACAUCUUAACAGGAGACCAAUUUUAUAACUUCUUGAAUCACAACUUUGACCGUCACUACGAACAAAACCGAGCACCUCUAGGUUUGUACUUCCACGCUGCUUGGUUGAAAAAUAACCCCGAGUUUUUAGAGGCUUUCUUAUACUGGAUCGAUGAAAUCCUUUCUAGUCAUAACGACGUUUAUUUUGUCACUAUGACUCAAGUAAUUCAAUGGAUUCAAAACCCACGGACGAUCUCCGAGGUCAAGAACUUUGAACCCUGGAGGGAGAAGUGUGCUGUAGAAGGAAUUCCUGCAUGCUGGGUACCACACUCAUGCAAGCUCACAUCCAAGGAGGUUCCCGGCGAAACCAUUAAUCUACAGACGUGUGUGAGGUGCCCUGCCAACUACCCCUGGUUGAACGAUCCCACUGGUGAUGGGCAUUAUUGAAAGCGCUUCGAUCUCGCGCAACCAGCGCUUUUAGUUAGUUGAUAGAUUGCUGUUGAGAGUUUGCAUGGGCAACAUAUUCGGAACAUGUUUUGUCAAUAAUAACAAAAUAUACGUACGUAUAUAUAGGUAAAUUAUAUCGAAUUAAAGUCUGAAUAUGUUUCCUGUACUUUCAAAAUGUACCGGGUUAUAAUCCCGCCCAUAGAAUAAGUUACCUACUGUAUGUAAUAUAGACUCACAUAAAUAUUUAAUAAGUCUGUUUAAUACUUUAUGUGAUUUUUCUAAUGUAAGUCUGUUUGAAAAGUUUAAAAAUACAAAACACCAAAAUCAU